Messenger RNA from Schistocerca americana (American grasshopper), 615 nucleotides. RefSeq names its product cuticle protein 21-like. Bases 19 to 615 code for a protein of 198 amino acids. Gene Ontology annotation, cellular component: extracellular matrix. Lineage: Eukaryota; Metazoa; Arthropoda; Insecta; Orthoptera; Acrididae. The record is from RefSeq and is a predicted model, not a curated record. The transcript is spliced from 3 exons.
GACAGCGGCACCUCCAGCAUGGCUUACAAGCUGAUCGUCCUCGCCGCCGUGGCGGCCGUGGCACACGCCGGGUACCUGGGCGCGCCCGCUAUCGUCGCUCCCGGUGCCGCCUUCGCCGCGCCCGCCUACGCUGCCCCCACCAUCGACGCCGCCCCCAUCAGCAGCUACGGCCCGGCCAUUGCCGCUGCCCCAGUUGGCAGCUACGCCCCCGCCUUUGUCGCCGCCCCCGUCGCCAGGUUCGCCCAGGCCGUCGCUGCUGCCCCCUCCGUCAGAGCUGCCCCCGCCCCCGUCGCCGCCGCCCCGCCUGCUACCGUCGCCACAGAGUACGACCCCAAUCCCCAGUACAGCUACGGCUACAGCGUGUCUGACUCUAUCACCGGUGACUCCAAGAACCAACAGGAGACCCGCAACGGCGACGUCGUCCAGGGCAGCUACAGCCUGGCCGAGCCGGACGGCUCCAUCCGCACCGUCGACUACACCGCCGAUCCCGUCAACGGCUUCAACGCCGUCGUGCACCGCCAGCCGGGCACCCACCCCGCCCCCGCAGUGUCCGCCGCUCCUUCCGCCAGGGCCUACGGCCCUGUUCUGUCCUAUGGCAAGGUUAUUCUAAGCUAA